Molecule: messenger RNA, 4982 nt
Organism: Dromiciops gliroides (monito del monte)
Lineage: Eukaryota; Metazoa; Chordata; Mammalia; Microbiotheria; Microbiotheriidae
Product: thyrotropin-releasing hormone receptor-like
Exons: 3
Coding region: 251-1486 (411 amino acids)
Biological process (GO): phospholipase C-activating G protein-coupled receptor signaling pathway
Cellular component (GO): membrane
Molecular function (GO): thyrotropin-releasing hormone receptor activity
Source: RefSeq, a predicted model, not a curated record
AGAUGCAGGUUUUCUCCUUGAGAUCUCGGAGUUUUAUGUGGUCCAAAGCCCUCCAGGUCCUUUAGAAAACGAAAUUCAACCAUCAAUCAUAGUGUGCUGUCUCUCUGUCUGUCUGUCUCUGUCUAUCUGUCUCUGUCUCUGUCUGUCUGUCUGUCUGUCUGUCUGUCUCUCUCUCUCUCUCACACACACACACACACACACACACACACACACACACACACACACAGUUUUUCUUUCCCUCUUCAUCGCUAUGGAGAACCGCAGCAAAGUUGACAGCCCCACCAACAUGUCCCUGGUGGCCAGUGACACUGUCCUGGGCUUGAUCGAGUACAAGACUGUUUCUGUCUUUUUGGUGCUGCUGAUCUGUGGGGUGGGCAUCAUCGGCAACAUGAUGGUGGUACUAGUUGUGCUGACUACCCGAGACAUGCGGACGCCCACCAACUGCUACCUGGUCAGCCUGGCCUUGGCUGACCUCAUGGUUCUCCUGGCGGCUGGACUGCCCAAUGUCUCUGACAGUCUUGCUGGGCAGUGGAUCUACGGGCAUGCGGGCUGCCUUUGCAUCACCUAUUUUCAGUACCUCGGAAUCAACGUCUCUUCUUGUUCCAUAAUGGCAUUCACGGUGGAGAGGUACAUAGCUAUCUGCCAUCCCAUAAGGGCCCAGACAGUGUGCACGGUAUCCCGGGCAAAGCGCAUCAUCACUGGGGUCUGGGCGGUCACAUCAGUCUACUGCAUGCUCUGGUUCUUCCUGGUUGAUACCAACAUCACUAAGAGCCAAAGUCUGGAGUGUGGCUACAAGGUUUCCCGGAACCUCUACUUGCCCAUCUACCUGCUGGACUUUGCUGUUUUUUUUGUCACCCCCUUGGUGGUGGCCACUGUCCUCUAUGGACUGAUUGGGAGGAUACUCUUCCUGAGUUCCCUUUCCCACCUACCCAACUGUGCAGGCACAGAGGGCUGCUCAGAGGGGCGUACCCCAGAGAGGGGACAAGGUACCAAAGCAGAGCAGGGCAAGUCUGGUGGUCGCUCUCGAACCAAAGGGGCCCUGUCUUCCAGGAAGCAGGUCACCAAGAUGCUGGUUGUGGUUGUAGUGCUCUUUGCUGUCCUGUGGAUGCCCUACAGGACCCUGGUACUAGUGAAUUCCUUUAUGGACCAUCCAUACCUUGACCCCUGGUUUCUUCUAUUCUGCCGAACCUGUGUCUAUGCCAACAGCGCCAUCAACCCCAUCAUUUACAACCUCAUGUCCCAGAAGUUCCGAUCGGCCUUUAGGAGGUUGUGCAAUUGCCCUGAGGAAGACCCCCAACGGCGAAUGGUCUACCUGACCACCACUAGCUACAGUGUAGUACAUGAAUCCUUCCAAGCCAAGCCCAGGGCCUUGGGCAAGAAGCAAGGGAAAGCUCAACCACCCUUGGAGCAGGAGCGGGGGGCUGAGAGUCCCCAGCCAGCUGGCCAGCCAGCAUGUCAAGAAAAGCCAUAUUUCAGUGUGGUCUAAUACCAUCCUGUUGCCUCCUUCCCUUGCUUUCUCCUCUUUCUCUUAUAACCCCUGCAUGAUUGAGUUCUUCUACAGUUCUAUGUUUCUUUAGCCUCUAAAGACCCUCCAAGUGAACAAAAGAAGUAUGUGACAAGAUGAUGAAGAGCUAUCACCUUAACAAUGGAUGGGCCAAUCUUAACAGAGACGUGCUUUCUCACUAAAAGACUGGAGAGCCUGGUGGGCCACUCUGAGUACCACUCUGGAUACUUAGUGAUACGGUCAAGAAUAUGGGGACAUAAGAUAUUCCAUAUGAAGAAGGGACUGGGAGUGAAUGCAGGCAAAGUCGACCACAUCUUGGUCAUUUUCCACUUUUCCAAGUACGCAGAGACUCUGGGCCCUCCAAUGAAUCUUCUUCCCAAGGUUAAUGACCCUUCAAGAAAAGGAUAGACUUCAGCUAUGUGGAAAAUAACUGGAUAAAUGGAAUUGACUAUAUUGUGGUACAGAAAAAUGGGCCUUUGCUUGCUGUUAGACCUGAUAUACACAAUUCCCAAAAUGAAGUCUCUUUGAAUGGAAAAAAAAAAAAGGUAAAACUACAAUGACAAAUAGCAGACGGCAGUGCUCAGAUUUUCUGCUAACUAGAUUUGGGGAAACACUUUUCAGACCAAUAUAGGACAUUAUAUAAGGGAUAUUUAAAAAGGAGCAUGAUGAUUAAUGUCUUCAAUAUAGCCUUUUAUAUACUGAGUUGUGGAGGUUUUUUUGAAAAGUAUUAAUUCUAGGCCCUGUCCCAAAGAAGCUAGCAAUCUAAUGAGGUCAGGGUUCAGUUUUGAGAUAAAUAUUUGAUAUUUCUGUAGCACAGAUCUUACAUAAUUGUGAUACCCCUCUAUAUGUCAGAUUCAGUGGAGUGACUAGGGUAAUCAAAGUUAUGCAAAUAUAAUAUGACUCAAGAACUCUGCUAGGGCAUUCUUCUACCACUUAUCAAAUAGCAAAGCAUUUAACUGGGAUAAGAUAUCCAGGUAAAUAACAAGAGAAAAUCAAAUAACAGAAUUAUUUUAAGUCCCUCUCUCCAAUAGAGAACAGGCUCCCACAGACCCCCACAGCAGAGCAGGAGCAAGAACAAGCUUCCCUGGCACUGUCAUCUGCUGCUGAAGCUGCUAUUCCCUUCUCCACCAAGCUGUCAUCUGAUGUUAUAAUGAUUCUUCCUCAAAAGAUAGAAGGAGAAAAAAUUAUUCAUCUUGUGUGAGACCGGGCAGGCUAACCUGUCUCAAGGGCCAAUCACAUUCUCAGCACUUUCUUUAAAAAUGCCUCACCACACCAGAAUGAUAUGCAAAAGUAUUGCUUGGGCAGCUAUAACUCUUUAUAUAUGUGGUUGUGUGUGUAUAUACACAGACACACAGACACACACACACAUAUAUAUAUAUAUAUAUAUAUAUAUAAUAUGUUAUUUUUCAAGAUGUAUUUUUCUUUUUCAUUUUCCCACAUGGAAAAUUCCCCCAGGCCUCACUCCCAUUUGGGUUGGAGUAAGUCAAUUCAUUUCAAAUCCCAGCAUGCCCCUCUCUGCUAGUGCUAUCUAAAUUUCUCUGAAGUUUGGAAAAGCCUCAAUGAGGCAUUUAACAACAUUGGAGGGGAAAGGACGGGGCUUUGGAGUUUUGCACUUCCUUCCUGCCACUGAGGCAAAGAUCUCUGUGUCCCUUACACUUUCUUAAAGCAGAUGGAACAAGAAUGUGGCAUGAUGGAAAGAUGUGACUGGGAAUCACAAGGGCUGAGUUUUAGUCCUUACUCCACUACUACCUAGCUAUGUGACCCUGGGCUAAUCACUAAACUCUUCUAAAUCUCCAUUUUCCCAUCUGUAAAAUGAAGGGAUUAGAUAAAAUGACUUUUUAAGAGCCCUCCCUUUGCAAAUAUUUGAGCUUAUCCGUGAGUCCUAGACUUGGAAGGAUGGAACUCUGAAGCAGGGCUCUAUUUGGGGCGGAUCACAGAAUUCCUUGGAAAAGGAGCUAAUGUCGAAGUUGGGAGUGAGGUGGAAAGCUAGUCAAAGGGGGCUGGAAAGACAUUCUAUCCCCUAUACCUAAUCUUUUGGGCUAGGAAUCUCCUUUCUCCCUUUGUGCUCAGAGCUGUACAUGUGAGAUACAUCCCCUCCACCCCCAACCCCCCACCAGGCUGCUGAGGAACACAAGGAAGGGAUGUUUGCCUACUUGCCGGAUUGAAAAGGCUGAGCCCCUGGUAGGAGCCCAGUGGCGCCAUGGAAGGCCAGGGGCAGCAGCUAGAAGAGCUGGUUCCCAGGCUGAUGAAGCAGUCCAGCAAGCUUUGAGCUGGGAAGGUGCAGGCUACUGAAGGAAGGUAAGAGGAAAUAUGGACUCCUUGGGUCUGUCACACUUAAAAGGGUUGGGUUAACCAGGCUCCACAUCUUCAUCUAAUGGAAUUGAAUUUGACUCAAUUUAGUAAAAUUUAAUAAUUUAUAUUAGGCACUUGCUACUUGGAAGACCCUUAAAGAUAUAAGUGAACAAUUCUAGCCCUCCAAAAAUUCAAGUUCUCCUGGGAGAGAACUUUCUCCAAUUCCAAGAUCCUGUUUUUCUAGGGAAGCUGUUUUUUCUGAAGCUUCGCUGCUGGGCAAAGAUUCCUGGGACUCAAACUAUAACUACCCAGAAAAAGGAUACAACUAAAUGCUUCCUCUUCGUGACCCCAUUUGGGGUUUUCUUGGCAGAGACGCUGGAGUGGUUCAGCAUUUCCUUCUCCAGCUAAUUUUAUAGAUAAGGAAAUUGAGACAAACAGGGUGAAGUGACUUGCCCAGGGUCACAUAACUAGUAAGUACCUGAGGCUGGAUUUGAACUCAGGAAGAAGAGUCUUUCAGACUCCAGGCCAGGCAUUCUAUCCACUGAGCAAUCUAACUGUUCUUCCCCUAUGCUUGGCCAUAGAUAAAUGUCCAAUUAUCCUCUGGGAGUGCUCACUCUGCAUGAGACCUUGCCUUCCCUCAGAAAUAGAUUGACAGUUUUACACUUCAACUUUUCCAUGAGGAGUUGAUGUUUAAUUAGUUUAAAAUAGUGCAAAUAAUGAAUCUCCUUGAAGUAUGGCACUUCUUAUUUGAAUUAACCCUUCAUAUUUUCAUUAGGCUGCAACCAAUUAGUGCUCGUUCAAAUACAUAAGGACCAUUUCACAGGAUUCCUUAUGUGAAUCUAUAGCUGUGCUUCAUAGGUCGGCCUUUCUUCCUUCUGCUGCUGUUUGUUGCUUCUCCAUCAGCUCAGUGGGAAGGAGGAACCAAAACAGAUGGAAACUCAGAUUUUAGAGGCUGUGUCUGGUCAGAGAGAUCCUGCAGCUUCUCAACUUCUCCCCUCAUCACCGAAGAGUAUGGUACAGUAUAGCGGAAAUGAGCGCUGGGUUUGGCAUUAGAGAUAGUGAGGUGGCAAAAUAUAUAGAAUGUUGGUCUUGGACUCAAAUUCAGUCUCAGACACUAGCUGUGUGGCCCUGGGCAAGUCAGCUAAUAUCUGUCACUCAGUUUUCUUAUCUGUAAAAUGGAGAUGAU